Molecule: messenger RNA, 4291 nt
Organism: Cyanistes caeruleus (blue tit)
Lineage: Eukaryota; Metazoa; Chordata; Aves; Passeriformes; Paridae
Source: RefSeq, a predicted model, not a curated record
GGCCCGCAGCACCGCCACCACCACCGCCACCACCAUCACCCCCCGCACCACAACCACCAGCUCAACGGCCUCAUCAGCCCCGAGCUGCGGCACCUGCGGGCCUCCCUCAAGGGCAAGAUCCUCGGCUCGGAGGCAGGGGCGGCCCCCGAGGGGCUGGAGAACAAGCGAGCCAGCAAAACAAUGGGCUCCGGACAGCAGCAGUCGUCGCCCCCCACCGCAGCGCCCUGCUCGUCCCCCCACGCCAACCACCUCCCUCCCCAGGGAAGGACUGCACCCUCUCCUCCUCCUUCUCCCCCAGCUCAAGGGGCUGGGGACAGGAGCCAGCCUGCUGCCACAACCACGACUGCUGCUGCUAAGACUGCAGCCCGCAAUGGGCUGGCGGGAGAGACUGGCUUGGAGGAGGAAGAGCAGGAGGAGGGGGAUGAAGGAGGGGAGGAGGAGGAGGAGGAGGAGUCCCUGCAGCUACUCUCCGGGUCCUUAGCAGCAGCCUGCAGUUUGAAAGGCUCGGGAACGGACUGUCAGCCCGAGGAGGACCUAACGAUACGAUACGUCCAGUAUGAGUCAGAGCUGCAGAUGCCCGAUAUCAUGAGACUGAUCACCAAAGAUCUGUCUGAACCCUACUCCAUUUACACAUAUAGGUAUUUUAUCCACAACUGGCCACAACUUUGCUUUUUGGCCAUGGUAGGUGAGGAGUGUGUAGGUGCCAUCGUCUGCAAGCUGGAUAUGCACAAAAAGAUGUUCCGCAGAGGUUAUAUAGCCAUGUUAGCAGUGGAUUCCAAAUACAGAAGAAAAGGAAUUGGUACAAACUUGGUUAAGAAAGCUAUUUAUGCUAUGGUUGAAGGAGAUUGUGAUGAGGUUGUAUUGGAAACAGAAAUCACAAAUAAGUCUGCUUUGAAACUUUAUGAAAACCUUGGUUUUGUGCGAGACAAGAGGCUGUUCAGAUACUAUUUAAAUGGAGUGGAUGCACUGCGUCUGAAACUAUGGCUGCGUUAGGAGACCCCAUCCCAGCGAGCAAGCGACGUCCCAGCAGCGCAGAGUUGUCCUUUGCAUGCAAUGCAAUUUGUCCCAAAUUGCUUUGCAAGGUGGACUUUAGUACUUUCCAUGCAGCUCUUAAACCUGUCAGUGUCCCAUUGAGUGUCGCACACAUUCGUUGCACUUUGGCAUGGCGCAUUUGUUCCGAAUUAAAGCCGAUUGUCUCAGACUCCGAGUCCUUUUGGUACCAGCCAGAUGUGCCAGGUGAUAGCCAAGAUAUGUUCAUUCAUUUGCAAGUCUGCUGACUCUUUAGGACAUCCACACAGUGAACGUUUUAUCAGAGAAAACCUGGAUGGGAAUGCCGCUUUUGGUUCCCGAAAAAUUCAAAAUAAAGCCAAUGUAGAUUGUAAAAUUCUAUAAGUAUACUAACAUUUCAUACAAAAAAUUGCCAUAGUUUUCUGGGGAAGAAGAAGAAAAAGAAAAAAAAAGGCUUCAAUUUUAGGUUUUAUUUUUCAAUAUUGAAUUUUUCCAUUCUUAAAUAUUGGUACCUCAGUGAUUAGUGAAUGAAAAAAUGUAUUGUAGGGUGGGGUGUGUGUUACAACGAGUAACCAUUAAAUUGCGUCUGCCAGUGCCUGUAUAGAUAAGUAUAUUUGUCUUCACCUCUAAGUUUGGAGUGCAUGCUUUUAUUCUUUUACUUUCUUCAGUUGUCUUUGCAAGGAAAAAAAAAAAAAAAUCUCCUUUUAUUUAAAUUCUGGAUUUGAUAAUAAAUUAUUUCAGAUUUUUAUAAUUCGGAUACUUCUCCCAAACAAGGGGUUGGAAGGCCCUUCUUAUAGCAAGAAGUGUAAGCUAUUUUGAAAACCUUGAGUAGCUGCUAAAAGAACCUGGUGGCACCAGUGAAUUUCUGCUGGGUUUGGAUGCACUUUUUUCAUUAAAAGAGCGAGGGACUUCUUUUAAAAGAAGAUAUAGAAAAAUUAAUGUAAAUUGGUAUGAUUUUUAUUUAAUCAAAAUUAUUGCUAGAAGCUCUGAGAAACAGCUAUUUUAAGAUAGUUGGAACAAUUUUUUUUUUCAGAUUCAGAUUGCUUUGCUUCAGUGUUCUAAAAUGCUUCAAUCUUUGGUUCUUGGUCUUGGAAAUAAAUUUCAAGGUGUAUCGUAUUCAUUUUUAGCUGCUCUCAUUUUCUCAACUUAACAUGAGCUAAAUUAUUAGGGGAUUUUUUUCCCCCUCUAAAAUCAAAGCAGCGGGGAAGGAAUUCUGUCUCUCUUUCUUGCAUUCACUCUUGCUCUGUUUUUCUCUAUUUUUUUUUUUCCUUUCUUUAUUUGGGCUUACAUAGAUUUUACAAAUACCCAUCAAUUUUUUCAGUAAUGACAGUGUCGAGGCUUUCUUGUUCUGUGUGAUUCCAUAGCCCAGAUCUAUGAAUCAGUUGGGUUGGUUUUUUUGUUUUUUUUGUUUUGUUUUUUUUAAAUAAAUUUUGAAAGACAAAAAUAAAAGUACUAGGUGACUUGUGGAAGCACCUCUGUAAUCAGAGAUUUCAGAGUUGGAAGGGACCCAUCAGGAUCAAGUCCAGCUCUGAGGUGAAUGGUCUGUACAGGGAUCAAAAGGAUGAACUCUCAGUGAAUUUGCUCCCAUGGAAUCGAGCGAAUUCUACAGAUUUGCCUUACUACACUUUUUUUUUUUUUUUUUCUUUUUAAGGUUUGGUUUGAGUCAUGGGGUUGGUUUUGGGUUUUUUUUUUGUUUGUUUGUUUUCAUUUUAGCUAAUUACUGUACACUAAAAACAAAACCAACAAAACCCCUACCUCCAGUAUCAUUUGGAAAAGAGCCCUGUGCAGGAAAACUGGAUUUGAGCAAAGCCGCCUUUUGCACAGACCAAUCGCACAUGGUGAUGGACAUUUCUUACCAUGUACAAAUCAUGAGUUGUAUUUGAAAAUAAAGAUUUUUAAUGGAAAUUGGCCCUGCUGAGUUUUCUGCUUGUAGAGACACCAUCUGUGCUGUCCAGGGGGUCUGUUCCCCUCAGAAAAGAAAACUCAUCUUUAAGAGGGUGCCCAAGACGAGGUGUUGUUGUAAGAGGGGUCUGUUACUCCCAGGACAUGCUGGAGCUCAGCCUAAAGCCUGUGUGUAGCCACUGCUGCCUUGUGACACAACAAAACCUCUUGUUGCCCCAUCCCCUCAGCAGUGCCAGUUUUUUUGGGUGGCUUUUCAGCAGUUUUGCUCAGUGUUAAGACUUCAAUGUUGGUAGCCACUCCAUUGAGUCAGGUUUCCCUCAGCUGUGGUGCAGGAUGUAGGGACUGCCCUGGAGCUGGAUCUGGGAGGUUUCAGACCUUGCAAGCAGCUGCUGGGCUUGAAUCACAAAUUGCAAACUGGGUUGCCUUGUGUGUCUUGCUGGGGUUUCAAUCUGCAAAGCCAGACAGGCAAGUUUUCUAUUGGUUAAUAUUUAAGCUGUGGGUGUCUUCAGAUUCAAAAGCUGACUUGGAAGUGAGCUGAAAUCUCUCCUCACUGCUAAAAAUAUCCCUCUGGAGCAAACUUCAAAUACAAUUCUGGUUGGUUAUUGUAAGAAGUGGUUGCUGCCAUGCCUGUGUUGAAAAUACUGAGCAAAAUAGGUGCAGUUUUUGUUUUUCAAAGAGCACGUGGCCUGAAAGGUUCUGCCAUGGCUGCUGUGUCACAGAGUUCACUGCAGGAGACACUGAAGCUGCAUGUGUUGGGUCCUGUCAAACAGAUUUGUUCUCUGUACUGCUUGGGAUUAGGAAAUCAAGUGAGAAGCCUUGAAUUUGCAUAGAUUUUCAAAAGGAAUCUAGCAAGGAAAUGUUGGUUAUUUCUCCUGUCUGUUGCUAAACACAGUUCUCUCCCCCUCGCCUUUUUGCAUUGACAAAUCUAACUAAGGAGUUGAUUGCUUUUAUAUUUAAAUUUGCCCAAAUGUUGCUACUGGCUGACAUGUUGGUCUGGAUGUUUGCAUUCAUUAUGUUGUUUUUUUAAGAAAUGAUCAGGUUCAUCACCUUCAAGGCAUCAUCAGAUUGGUGUUGCAGAGUAUGUCACAAACUAUUUUUCAGGGCACUGCAAGACAUUGCUACAACUCAGUGCUGUGUUGAAAAAACUUCAGGUCUUGUAUAAACAUUACAACCUAUGUUGGAGUUCAGGUAUCAGGUGGGCAUCUAUGAAAAUAGCAAGUGUAUCUCAAAAUACUGGACUGCUGUUUUGAGUGGAUUAUAUUCUUCUGUCCCUUUAUCCUUUUUGAUGAGAACAAAACCAGUGGGGUUACAAAAUGUACAAGUUGUCUAAAUACAAUGCAGUCAAAUAAAUGGUUACGUUGUUUAUCUAUUUCCUUUUCAA